GAGUCAAAUGUAAAAACGUGUUGCAACUGUCCCCGGUCUGCCCUACGCUCCGACUGGGCGGUGAGAUUUCCUCCAGACCUUGAACGCAGCACCGGGUCAGGCUCAGCAGCUGCUCUGUGAGCAGACAGGUCCUGCAGCAGCAGCAGCUGAUUAAACACACGCGCUUCCUCUCUGUUUUCGAUAUUCCCCACAUUUUCUGAACUUUGAUGACUUUUAAUGGACGCCAUGUAUUAAUGGACUCCAUUUAAAUAUAAAAAACCUUAGAAGAAGAAACUGUGCCUUUAUUUUCAACAGGGACUAAAUUCGCCGAUAACUUCAUCAAGGAGUUAAAGGUAUGGACACACGUGCUGCCCAACGAAGCAUGCUCUUUUCUGCUGCUGGGAGCUAGCUCUGCUCCUGCUGGCCUUUUCCCUCCUUCCAGAACCCUUGUCAGAACAUCGAGGACUCCACAGUCCCUGUUGGCCGUGUCUGAAGGGGACCAUCCUGAAGAUGGACGAAAGACGAGCACGCUCCUUUCACAUGACGUGCCACGUACAGCGCGACUACGGCAGCAGGAUGAGGAGCUCCUUCAUACGAUGCAGCCCCAACGGAUGUGCCGGCACGAGUGUCAGCCUCAGCCUGGACCGCAACAUGGACCUCGCAGCCUCUGCCGGGACCACCUCCGGCUGCGUGGCCCUGCGAGUCCCUGCGGCUGACUUUGGCCACUACUCUCCCGUGUCGCAGGAACUGGACCCCUCUCUGGUGAAUAAUGGAUCAGGCUUUCCCUGCUGUCCGCCUGUUGACACCAAGGACCCAGUGCUGCAGAUCGUUCCCAACCAGCCCUCCAUCACCCCAAUCCCACCUCCUCUUCCUCGCUCCAGUUGGCUGCGCAAUCAUCAGAAGGAGUUCCAGAGUCCUUACGUUCAGACGAGCAUGCAGGGGGAUGUUUACAACUUUUUAGAAAGACCUGCUGGAUUGAAAUGCUUCCUCUACCACUUCCUUGU
Austrofundulus limnaeus is the source of this 983-nucleotide messenger RNA. RefSeq names its product potassium voltage-gated channel subfamily KQT member 1. Gene Ontology annotation, cellular component: voltage-gated potassium channel complex; membrane. Gene Ontology annotation, molecular function: voltage-gated potassium channel activity. Gene Ontology annotation, biological process: potassium ion transmembrane transport. Lineage: Eukaryota; Metazoa; Chordata; Actinopteri; Cyprinodontiformes; Rivulidae. The record is from RefSeq and is a predicted model, not a curated record.